AUUUAAGACACCAAUAUCUUACGUUUUUCUCUCUCUCUGUGUCUCUCUCUGAGCCAUGAGUCUGUCAGCUUCAAACGCCAUGACCAUUGUAGCCACAGCAGCAGCUCUAUCCUUGCCAAUAUCUUUUUGUAGACCGACCAAGCUUAGCACCAGGAAGGGUGUGAAAGGAGGAUUUCGGGUGUUUGCUGUCUUCGGAGAGGAAUCAGAGAUAGAGAAGAAGAAUGUUUGGAGCACACUCUUUGAUGUGGAGGAUCCGAGGUCGAAAUUUUCACAAUCUAAAGGCAAGUUCUUGGAUGCAAAUCAAGCAUGGGAAGUUGCUCGGUAUGAUAUACAGUACUGCGAUUGGCGAGCUCGACAAGAUGUGCUUGCAAUCAUGCUCCUCCAUGAAAAGGUUGUGGACGUUCUAAAUCCUCUUGCCCGAGAUUAUAAGUCUAUAGGUACCGUCAAGAAGGAGCUCGCGGAGUUGCAAGAAGAACUACGAGAGGCUCAUAGACAGGUUCAUAUAUCGGAAGCAAGGGUUUCCACAGCGUUAGAUAAAUUGGCUUACAUGGAAGAAUUAGUGAAUGAUAAGCUGUUACAAGAUAGAGCAACUACAUCUUCCGAGGAAGCAUCCCCUUCUCCCAGCGCUUCUACGCAAUCUCUAGAUUCUGUAAAACGGAAGCCGCCUCGAAAAAGCUUGAAUGUUUCAGGUCCAGUUCAAUCCUACCAUCCCCGAUUGAAGAAUUUUUGGUACCCUGUUGCCUUCACCACUGACCUGAAAGAUGAUACCAUGGUUCCACUUGAUUGCUUUGAGGAACCGUGGGUUCUCUUUCGUGGAAAUGACGGGAAACCUGGAUGUGUCCAAAAUACCUGCGCACAUAGAGCUUGCCCUCUUGACCUCGGUUCAGUAAAUGAGGGCCGUAUCACGUGUCCCUACCAUGGGUGGGAAUACUCAACCGAUGGAACAUGUGAAAAAAUGCCAUCUACGCGAUUACACAAAGUGAAGAUUAAGUCAUUGCCAUGUUUCGAGAAAGAUGGAAUGUUGUGGAUUUGGCCUGGUGAUGAUCCUCCGUCAGCCACUCUUCCUUCUUUACAACCUCCUGCAGGAUUUCAAAUCCACGCCGAGCUCGUCAUAGAACUCCCAGUGGAACAUGGGCUGCUUCUUGAUAACCUUUUAGAUCUCGCCCAUGCUCCUUUCACUCACACAUCAACCUUCGCCAAGGGAUGGAGUGUUCCAAGCUUCGUGAAAUUCUUGACACCUACGUCUGGCCUCCAAGGAUAUUGGGACCCUUAUCCUAUAGAUAUGGAAUUUCGACCACCUUGUAUGGUUAACUCAACCAUCGGGAUAUCAAAGCCGGGAAAACUAGAAGGGCAGAGUGCUAAACAGUGUUCCACACAUCUUCAUCAACUCCAUGUAUGCCUACCUUCUUCUAGAGGUAAAACAAGGUUGUUAUACAGAAUGUCACUAGAUUUUGCGCCCGUUCUGAAGCAUGUUCCCUUCAUGAACUUUGUGUGGAGGCAUUUUGCCGAACAGGUUUUGAACGAGGAUCUAAGGCUUGUCCUAGGCCAACAAGAGCGAAUGAACAACGGGGCAAAUGUCUGGAAUUGGCCGGUGACCUACGACAAGCUAGGAGUGAGGUAUAGGCAGUGGAGAGACGCCUUGGAACGAGGAGAUAAACAACUACCCUUCACCAAAUCAACUUAAACCCCGAAUCCAAAACAAGAAAUCCUUCUUUUGAAGAUGAAAAACUCAGGAACCAACCUGCUUGCUUGGACGGUCUCCUCCUGCACAAACUUGCAAAUAAAAUGAUCAUUCAAUAAGCCCUUGCAGUGUGGUAUUCCUUGGCUUAGACAACCAAAUCCAAGAGCGACGCGGCGGGAACUGUUUAUUGGUCUGAGGCAAAGAAGAAAAUAGUAUCUAGAAACAGCCUUGUACAAUUCAAGAGAAGAAACUGUGCACUACCUUUUUUUCCUUUCUUUUUUGUGUGCAGUGUUAAUAUCUUUUAUUUUCUUCUCCUUACAUGUCCUUGAUUUUGUUUCCUACUCUUAGAAUUUGGUGUUUUAGACCACCACCCAAUUACAUGUUGUUGUGUGCUGUACUUGUAUGAAAAACAUCACUCUCUUUAAUGAAAGUCAAUUACCCAAUUCUUACAA
Molecule: messenger RNA, 2133 nt
Organism: Malus domestica (apple)
Lineage: Eukaryota; Viridiplantae; Streptophyta; Magnoliopsida; Rosales; Rosaceae
Product: chlorophyllide a oxygenase, chloroplastic-like
Cellular component (GO): cytoplasm
Molecular function (GO): chlorophyllide a oxygenase activity; 2 iron, 2 sulfur cluster binding; iron ion binding
Source: RefSeq, a predicted model, not a curated record